AAAUUAAAAUAGAAAUUGGAGGAGCGUGAAAGUGGGCCUAAAAAGGUUCUGUACCGGACCUCAGUACUUUUGCCAGUGUGUCAUCCCACCAUAAUUAGAUCUACGCAAACUACGAUUUAUUUCUAAAUAUUUAAAUUGAUGUUAAACCGUAUUCUCCUUUCGUCAAGGUCCUGCCGGUUUAUAAAUUUAUCAAGAUUCAAUUUGCAAACUUUGUUGCUUAACAAGCUGUCCACAAUGACUGGAGAACCUGCAGAGAAAAAGCUUCAUGGAACACCUAAAAUUGGAACACACAAUGGCAGCUUUCACUGUGAUGAAGUACUUGCUUGCUUUCUUCUCAAACAGUUGGAUCAGUACAAAGAUGCUGAAGUAAUAAGGACCAGAGACCCAAAAUUGUUGGACACAUGCGAUAUUGUGGUGGAUGUGGGCGGAGUCUAUGACCCAAGCAAACACCGAUAUGACCACCAUCAGAGGAGUUUCACUGAUUCAAUGAACAGCUUGUGGUCAGAGAAGAAGUGGGUGACCAAACUGUCCAGCGCUGGACUCGUCUAUCUGCACUUUGGCAUGGAUGUCAUAAGCAAAAUCCUGGGGCUGCCUACAUCUGAUCCUGUUACUGUUACAAUUUACGAUAAAAUGUACGAGAACUUCAUGGAGGAGAUUGACGCUAUCGACAAUGGGAUAAAUCAGAGUGAAUCCGAACCCAGGUACAGAAUCACGUCAAAUUUGAGCAGUCGAGUUGGACAUCUGAAUCCUAAAUGGAACUCCAAAGGAAUGGAUGAAGACGUCCAGUUUUUCAAAGCUAUGGACCUGGUGGGGUCGGAGUUUUUGUCCAAAGUGACUGAUUACAAGGAGACGUGGCUUCCUGCAAGGAGUCUCGUUCUUGCGGCGAUCAAGAACAGAUAUAAUGUGGACCCGAGCGGUCAGAUCAUCUGUCUGGAGGAGGGAGGCUGCCCCUGGAAGGAUCACCUCUUCACUUUGGAGGCGGAGCUGAAGGUGACGCCACCUAUCCUCUACGCGCUCUUCACAGACACCCAUGGCAACUGGCGUGUGCAGUGCGUUUCUGUCAGUAUGGGAUCAUUUGAAAAUAGAUUGUCGCUGAAGGAAGAGUGGCGAGGAGUCCGUGACGAUGAACUCUCAGAGAAGAGCGGGAUCAAGGGCUGUAUUUUUGUUCACACCAGCGGCUUUAUCGGUGGGAACAAGACCUAUGAAGGGGUUUUGGAGAUGGCUCGGCAGAGUAUAAAUGCUGGGAAAUAAUGCAUGAUUUUAUGUGCUUGUACCGGUAUAAUGACUCAAUGACGAUGUAUGGCAUUUAGGAAGGGUAUGUGUGGCGAGGAGUAAAUGUUAAUAAACUCAUUUGUUGUCAGCUGCUAUUUUUCAGUGUCUGGUGAAUUCUUUCUUGUGUGUGGUGUUUAGUUUAUGUGGUAAUGCAGUGGGUUUUGUUUGAUUUUUAAUAAAGAAUUAUUCCUUG
Molecule: messenger RNA, 1465 nt
Organism: Aplysia californica (California sea hare)
Lineage: Eukaryota; Metazoa; Mollusca; Gastropoda; Aplysiida; Aplysiidae
Product: MYG1 exonuclease
Exons: 8
Coding region: 139-1251 (370 amino acids)
Cellular component (GO): nucleus; cytoplasm
Source: RefSeq, a predicted model, not a curated record